Molecule: messenger RNA, 661 nt
Organism: Sinocyclocheilus grahami
Lineage: Eukaryota; Metazoa; Chordata; Actinopteri; Cypriniformes; Cyprinidae
Product: PQ-loop repeat-containing protein 1-like
Exons: 4
Coding region: 61-603 (180 amino acids)
Biological process (GO): retrograde transport, endosome to Golgi; phospholipid translocation
Cellular component (GO): endosome; trans-Golgi network
Source: RefSeq, a predicted model, not a curated record
UUCAGCUCUGUGGUGAACUUAUGAACUUAUCUGAAACAGUAUCAGCCUAACAUAGCAACGAUGGCUCAACAAAUGGCGAUAGGCAAGCAGUUUGAGCUGCCUUUGCUCCUGCAGAGUGUGGUGAUGAUUCUCACCAUGCUGGCUAUGCUACAUUUGUGCUGUUCCAUCCAGAGCAGCAACCGUGUCAGUACUAAACAGCACCACAUCACAGAUUUGGACCUUCGGUAUUUCUGGAGCUGGAGUUCUUUUGAGGACUAUCUGAUAUUCUGCUUUGCCUUCACGCUGCUGUGUGCUUUCAUAACGUUCCUCUUUCUGGACUGGGUCCUAUUUGUGGAAACCUUGGGCUCUUUGGCUGUGAUGUUUGAAGCCAUGUUGGGACUGCCUCAGCUGCUGCAGAACUACAACAACCGCUCCACCCGAGGCAUGAGUGUAAAGAUGGUGCUUUUAUGGACGGCUGGUGACAUCUUUAAGACCACAUAUUUCGUGAUCAAUGAAAGCCCCACCCAGUUCGUGGUCUGUGGUGCGGUACAGAUCUUAAUUGACAUUGCUAUUCUGCUCCAGGUGAGCUACUACGGCCAGGACACCAGAAUCAAACUGGGCUGAGAUCACUACAGUAAUGAUGGCGAUGAACACUCCUAAAUAAGGAUAUUCUACAUGCUUC